GUGUCAGUUAAUUUGGGCCGCGCAUCGCGUUCGGUCUCGUUCGUAAUAGAUAGAAGUGAAAAAUUUUGAUCCAAGUACCACACAGUGAGGACGCCGCGCGUUGAAAACAACGCUCUUAUAUUAAUAUACACAGAAUCGAAUCGAUUUCACAAUCGAGGAUAUGCAUUCCCGGCGACUAAAUAAUGCCUCACUGCUGCUGUUCGCCAUCCUGCUCGUGGUACUGGGCACGCCCGGCGACGCCUGCAUAACGCGCAGCGGCCACGAGGGCGUCUGCAAGAACAUCAAGUACUGCCGCUCGAUCAUGAGGAAGCUCAUGAUUCACCCGUCGAGGCGGGUGCUCGCCGAGCUCCGACAAUUCAAUUGUGGCUUCGAUGGCAUGGAGCCGAUGGUCUGCUGCGAGAAAUCCGGCAACAGCCACGAGAUCUCUACCUCCACGACGACGUUGACUAAAACGACAACUACGACGGCGACGACGUCGACUACGCCAAGGCCGAGGCCCGAGUACCACGAGGAGCCAAGCCGACAGAUGCCCGAGUACGGCGCGAGUUCGAUCACGGCCACGGGACAGCAGGCAAAAGCUGCGGAGCGGCCCAACUCGAGAGGCCACAUGCACCCGAACGCGCGACUGCUCGAUCAUGAGCUGUGCGGCCGAUCGCCGGCCCUCGCGAAAAUCUACGGCGGCAGCGAGACUCGCCUCUUCGAGUUUCCCUGGAUGGUCCUGCUCAAGUACAACGACUCGUCCAGUAACAAGUCCGGCUCGGCCGCGGAUCCGGAGCCCUUCAAGUGCGCCGGCACCAUCAUCAGCCGCAAGUACAUCCUCACGGCGGCCCACUGCGUCGCUCAGCUGCCCAAUCUGAAACUGGCCGGGGUGCGGAUCGGCGAGCACGACCUGUCGAGCGAGAUCGACUGCGAGAGCUACGGCAACGACUCGGCCCUCAUCUGCGCCAAGAAGUAUCGCGAGCUCGAGAUCGAGUGGAGCCUCGUGCAUCCGGCCUACUCGCAGGUCACCUGGCAGAACGACAUCGCCCUCGUGCGGGUGCGCGGCUCGAUGAGCUUCAAGCCGGCCAACGUCCGGCCGAUCUGUCUGCCGCUGGACGAGGCGAGCUCGCGCGCCCUCGGCCCCACGGCCCUGGUCACGGGCUGGGGCUCGACCGAGGCCACCUACCCGACCACGACCUCGCGCCUGCGCAAGGUCAGUCUGCCGAUCGUCGACACGGACAGGUGCCGCAAGGCCUACUCGGACCAGCCCUUCAUGGAGAUCAGCGCCGAGAGGCAGCUGUGCGCCGGCGGCCAGGAGGGUCGCGACUCCUGCAGCGGCGACAGCGGCGGACCCCUCCAGGCGAGCGGACCCUAUCGCGGCGCCGACCGGACCAUCCAGCACGGCAUCGUCAGCUACGGCCGCCAGAGGUGCGCCAUACCCGGCGUGCCGGGCGUCUACACGAGGCUCGCGCCCUACGUCGACUGGAUACUCGACAACAUGACCGAGUAAAAAUAAUAGAUUAACGAUUUUUCGACGGCGCUUAUGAUUUUCGAUACUCUGUAUAAUGAUGCAGGUCGAUGGAAUGAUUAAGCUCAAGACUUCCGCGCUCUCUCGUGUGCGCGUAAAAACGACGAGUAUAUUUUAAUUAAAUUAAUUGUAUUUUAGUGUUUAGCUGUCCCCCGUUCGUAUGAAACAUAAAAAUACCCGGAGCUUAUAAAUACUAUUUAUAUUAUAUAAUACAUAGCCUAAUAAAGCGUCUGUGUG
Molecule: messenger RNA, 1744 nt
Organism: Trichogramma pretiosum
Lineage: Eukaryota; Metazoa; Arthropoda; Insecta; Hymenoptera; Trichogrammatidae
Product: serine protease 7-like
Exons: 3
Coding region: 161-1489 (442 amino acids)
Biological process (GO): proteolysis
Molecular function (GO): serine-type endopeptidase activity
Source: RefSeq, a predicted model, not a curated record